AUGUAUGAUGACGAUUGUUUGGAUUAUUACGUGAGCGAGAAAAUCGGAGAUCUGAAUAUAGGAAUAGGAGUACCGGAUCGAAUAAAACAUCAGAUCGUUUCUUUUUGUCGACGUGAUAAUUUUCAAGAAGAAAAUUUUACCAUUGACAAGAAUAUUCCAGUAUUAUCGUUCUAUGAUAUGUAUCAACGUAACGUUAGUAGUGUUCAAUUAUAUUUGUGGUCAGCUAAUUUGGAUGUCAUUGAAGAAUACGAAGCUUUUAGUCAAAAUCCUAGCAAUCGUCAUAUAAAUGAAUCAUCAUUGAAAUUUUACAAUUGUUCUUCGAAACAUAAAUUUGGUCGUUUUUGUCAAUACUCCUUCGGUUUCCAGAUACCAUUCGAUCAUCUUGUUGAAAGCGUGUUAACAAAAACUCAUGCUGCUCCAUUCAUGACAACUUGUUAUGAACAUUUGAAUUGCACACGUGAUGAAAUCCCAUGGUGUUUGGAUUGGCGUGAGAUAUGUGAUGGAAAAGUUGAUUGUUGGCCUAUUCCUGUUGAUGAACAUAAUUGUGAGAUGUUGGAGGAUAAUGAGUGUGGAUCACAUGAAUAUCGAUGUUUUAAUGGUCAAUGUAUUCCAGAGAUAUUUCUAUCAGAUGAUAUUGUUAGUCCAGAUUGUAUUGAUCGAUCGGAUGAAGUUUUGCAACAAUCAACAUUAUAUCCAAGAAAUUGCAAUAAGGGUGAUCCAGGAAUGCGAUGCACAGACAUCACCUAUCCACAUUGGUCGCUAAGUGGUGCACUAUGUUGCAAUCCAUCAUGUGGCACAGGAUCUUGUCGUACACAUCUUGUUGAACAAUAUGAGCGUAGUCUAUUAUCAUACGAUGCUAAUACCCAUAUCACAGAAAAAUGUUGGGCUACUAUGAUUUGUUUAGUUCAAGCAACACAACGAGUUCUUUCUGAAAAUACAAGCUAUGCACAUUUAUUCGACGGUGGUUGCAAUAAGGUUUGUUCAGAGUCGCAACAAUCAUGCCGUGCAAAAAUGGUGGAGUAUUGCCCUCCUUUAUUUGAAUUUCCAGCAAAGUCUCUUGGAUGGCAUCAUGCACAUUUUGUGUAUUCACGCAAUCAAACAAGUUCAAAUACAAUGUCUCACAUGCCAGAUUACGUCUGUUAUGACGAACAAGAUUGCUCGAUUUCUCAACCUAUUAUUUACUUCAGAAAAUUAAGUCAACCAUCUGUCGUUGUCGCUUGUGAACUUCCAAAUGUCGAAAUAAUUAGGGGACGUUGGAUUUCCCAAGUAGCAUUCUUUCGACGACAAGUCAUCCUGCAAUGUCCAUUAAAAACCUAUAGAAAAGAAACUCGUUGUUCUGCACCUAAUCAAUUUCAUUGUGGUAAUAGAUGUAUCUCAAAACAUCGCCUUGCCGAUUGCUAUACAGAUUGUCUUGGUGAAACAGAUGAAACAUACAAUCAAAGCUGUGCUCUGAAUCAUAAGCAUCGUUUGACAUGCUCAUCUAACAUAGCGGGAACACUCAUUACAAAAUGCAUACCCAGUACAAAUAUAUGGGGUGGAAAGCGGGAUGAUUGCCGAUCAAAUAUAGAAUUACCUCAUUUUCCGACGUUAUGCGAUGGUUAUAUUGAUUAUAAGGAAAAGAUUAACAGUGUUAUGAAUACAGAUGAAAUGAAUUGUGAACGAUGGCAAUGUGAUAAUCAAUAUACACGCUGCGAUGGAAUAUGGAAUUGUCCCAAUGGAACCGAUGAGGCACGUUGCUUUCAUCCUGUUUGUCGUGGAAUAAUUGGACAUCCAUGCUUGCUACGUAAUACAACGGAGUUUAUUUGUCUGCCUCUACAAUAUAGUAAUGAUGGAAUUGUUCAUUGUUACGGAGCAACGGAUGAACUAAGUUUUUGUCAAAAACAGUUUGGUGAAGGAACCAAUUUUCUUUGUUUAGCAAAUAAUGUCGAUGAUCAGGAGCUAGCUAAUCAGUAAGUUAAUUUUAUGAAUAUAUUUGUAUAACUGACUUAAAGUAUUCUUUUUCAUUUCACACUAUUAAACCAAGGGGUAAUAAUAUUUUAGAACAAAGAUCCCAUGAAAACGUGAACGAAUUGAUUACAUUCUAAUAUCAUUAACCUAUCUUCCUUCUUGAGAUUAAUCAAUAUUCUGAAGUUCAUAAUUAUUAUUUCAGUAAUUCCCUAUGAUAUAUCGCAAUGUAUUUAUUCGUUUCUAAUCGCUCUCAUAUAGGGAAGGUCAGGAUUACAUGUAGUUUAAAAGUUAGUCGAAAGCAGAAAUUUGCCAGCAGAUAACGUAAGAAAGUUAGACAAUACGUAAAUUAGCUUAUGAAAAGCAGAAAAGUAGUCAAAGAAUAAAAUAAGAGGCACUAUUAAGCCCCCCCCCCCCCCCCUCAAAAAAGUCACAUUUCGUCAGAAUCAUUGGAAUUGAGAUAAAUCCAUAGGAAGAUAGCCUGUCAUUUGCUCUUUCAUAAACGAUAAAAAUUUUUCUUCAAUACCUCUUUUGUUCCGAAAAUUUUUCAAGAUUUCUGACAACCCCUAUUCGAAAAACCAGCGGUUUUUGAAAAAAUCCAAAAAUUUUUUUCUUUUUUUCUCAAAGUGGUAGUCGAGCGACGAAUCACCACCAAAAGUCAAUUAUAAUCCGAUAUAAAGUCAAAUAUUUUUUUUUGUUUGAAAGAGCAUGUCAGGAUGCAGUGCCUAUGAGAGCCCCUUUUUUGAUAAAGCUUUCUUAUUAUUAUAUUGAAAAGCGACUUUAUAAUAUAAGCAUCAUUUUUUUGAGGGAUUUUUGAAUGCUUGAAUUUGUGAACCCUUUUUUUCUUAUUAAAGAUAAGAAUUUUAAAAAAAGGGCCCUCAUAGGCACUGCAUCCUGACAUGCUCUUUCAUAAGAAAAAACAAUGAACCAAAUUGAAUGAACACCCAUAGAGAAUUUUUGGGGAUGCGAUAAGCUAUUUUUCGACCCUUGUUUGAUUCGUAUCUAAUUUAUACAUCAGGAUAGGAGGCUGAAAAUUUUACCACAGACGUACUUUUACAGCUCCAACAUAUAACCAAAGUUUCAUGCCAUCUCGAUGUUCCGGAGCUGAGAGCGAUUUUUGAGGGGGGGGGGGGGGUGA
This is a messenger RNA of Rotaria sp. Silwood2, 3082 nucleotides long. Lineage: Eukaryota; Metazoa; Rotifera; Eurotatoria; Philodinida; Philodinidae. The record is from the annotation of a GenBank genome assembly.